Argentina anserina (silverweed cinquefoil) is the source of this 1523-nucleotide messenger RNA. RefSeq names its product 4-hydroxy-tetrahydrodipicolinate synthase, chloroplastic-like. Bases 241 to 1347 code for a protein of 368 amino acids. NCBI's taxonomy places the organism in Eukaryota, Viridiplantae, Streptophyta, Magnoliopsida, Rosales, Rosaceae. The record is from RefSeq and is a predicted model, not a curated record. The transcript has 3 exons. Gene Ontology annotation, molecular function: 4-hydroxy-tetrahydrodipicolinate synthase activity.
CCCCAUUCUCCGCCUCUCUCUCUCUCUCUCUCUCUCUAUUCUACCCGAACCCGACUCCAUGGCCCGCCAUUCCAACCCGACCUCCUCCUCUCUCACCACCUCCGCCACCUCCACCACCUCCACCACCAUUCGUAUUCCAAUUUCCACCAUCACUAUUUGCUGAAACUUCAACUCUCCUUCGCCGCCGUUAAGUUCCCGGAGCUCCGCUAAUCUAUUCGGGUCGGGUAUUGUAAUCCAAGUAUGGCGAAUUUGCAGAGCUGCAGCAGCAGUGUGUGCCUGAGAGAGUCGUCGGCUCUCUUGCUUCCGCGUCGUAGUGUCAACGAAAGCUACAAGAGUAGGACUGUAAAAUGGAGGAGUCCACGAGGAGCUGUGGUGCCGAAUUUUCAUCUUCCAAUGCGAAGUUUCGAAAUUAAAAACAGGACAUCUACGGAAGAAAUAAAAUCACUUAGAUUGAUAACAGCCAUCAAAACGCCUUAUCUACCAGAUGGCAGAUUUGAUCUUGAAGCGUAUGAUGCAUUGGUUAAUACACAGAUUGAACAUGGAGCUGAAGGUGUGAUUGUUGGAGGCACAACUGGUGAAGGUCAAUUGAUGAGUUGGGACGAGCACAUAAUGCUAAUAGGCCACACGAUUAACUGUUAUGGUGGAUCAAUUAAGGUUAUAGGAAACACUGGCAGCAACUCCACAAGAGAAGCAGUUCAUGCUACUGAACAAGGGUUUGCAGUUGGGAUGCAUGCUGCACUGCACAUCAAUCCUUAUUACGGAAAGACCUCCCUGGAAGGAUUGGUUAAGCACUUCGAUAGGGUCUUAUCUAUGGGACCCACUAUCAUAUAUAAUGUGCCGUCACGAACUGGCCAAGAUAUCCCCCACCAGGUGAUUAACACGUUGGCACAGAAUGCCAACUUGGCGGGUGUCAAGGAGUGCGUUGGAAAUGAUCGGAUCAGAGAGCACAUUGAGAAGGGAAUUGUGGUUUGGAGUGGUAAUGAUGAUGAGUGCCAUGAUUCAAGGUGGAGUCACGGGGCUACUGGAGUCAUAUCUGUCACUAGUAAUUUGGUUCCUGGUUUAAUGCGAGACCUCAUGUUUGGGGGAAAGAAUCCUUCUCUUAAUGCAAAGCUCAUGCCUCUGAUUGCGUGGCUAUUUCAGGAGCCUAACCCCAUCGGCCUUAAUACAGCACUUGCGCAACUUGGUGUUGUGAGGCCGGUUUUCAGGCUGCCAUAUGUGCCUCUUCCUCUUGCUAAGAGAGUAGAAUUUGUGAACCUGGUAAAGAAUAUUGGGCGGGAACAUUUUGUUGGAGAAAAGGAUGUUCAAGUUCUUGAUGAUGAUGACUUCAUCUAUUUGGAUCGAUAUUAGGUAGUUUCUGGUUUACGCUUAUUUUUUCUGAGUUUUUCCGUCGGAAUCUAUAAAUGGAAUGUUAUCUUUGUUGUUACUUUACAAAUGUCUCAGGAGACUAGUUUUAAGUUACAAAUAUCAAUGUGUUUCAAGUGCUCUAUCAAUAAAGUUAUAUGAGUAUCCUGGUUCAGUCAUUA